This is a messenger RNA of Fukomys damarensis (Damara mole-rat), 5571 nucleotides long. RefSeq names its product methyltransferase like 6 (gene Mettl6). The coding region runs from base 122 to 1144 and encodes 340 amino acids. The record is from RefSeq and is a predicted model, not a curated record. Lineage: Eukaryota; Metazoa; Chordata; Mammalia; Rodentia; Bathyergidae. The transcript has 8 exons.
CCCUGAAAGCCCGGGAUCCAGUCAGUUCCGAGUUCUUGCGGCUGCCCUGUUCAGGUUCCAGGUUUCUGUCUGUGGUGGCUCCCAAAUUCCACUUCCCAGGGCUUGGCCUGGCUGAGCGGAGAUGGCUUCCUUGCAAAGAAAAGGACUGCAGGCAAGGAUUCUUACCUCUGAAGAAAAAGAGAAACUGAAAAGUGACCAAGCUUUGGUGUCUGAUUUUAAACAGCAAAAACUGGAACAAGAGGCCCAGAAGAACUGGGAUCUUUUUUACAAAAGAAACAGUAUCAACUUUUUCAAAAAUAGACAUUGGACCACCAGAGAGUUUGAGGAGCUAAAAUCAUCUAGGGAGUUUGAAGGUCAAAAAUUGACUAUUCUUGAAGCUGGCUGUGGAGUUGGGAACUGUUUAUUCCCGCUUUUAGAGGAAGAUUUCAAUAUCUUUGCCUAUGCCUGUGACUUUUCUCCAAGAGCAGUCGAAUAUGUUAAGCAAAAUCCACUCUAUGAUACAGAGAGAUGCAAGGUAUUCCAGUGUGAUCUCACCAAAGAUGACCUUCUGGAUAAUGUACCUCAAGAGUCUGUGGACAUUGUCAUGUUGAUAUUUGUGCUGUCAGCUAUUCACCCUGAUAAGAUGCACCUUGUCUUACAAAACAUUUACAAGGUAUUAAAACCAGGGAAAAGUGUCUUGUUCCGUGACUAUGGGCUGUAUGAUCACACCAUGCUUAGGUUUAAAGGCAGCAGGAAACUUGGAGAGAACUUUUAUGUUAGACAGGAUGGAACCAGAUCAUAUUUUUUUACUGAGGAAUUCCUGGCUCAGCUUUUUGUGGGGACAGGUUAUGAAGAAGUGAUAAGCGAGUAUGUGUUCCGAGAGACAGUGAAUAAAAAAGAAGACCUGUGUGUGCCAAGAGUUUUCCUCCAAAGUAAAUUUCGAAAACCUCCGCAGGACCUCAGCCCUGCAACCUUGCAUCACCAGGUGUGUGGCAUUUCAUUAAAUACUCUUCAUCGGGUACCAACUCUGGGGUCACUGUGGCUGGGUGUAAGACGGCGGAGAGAAGAGUGUGAGCAGAAGCUGGGAGGCAUCUGCAAUGCUGGAGAUCAACCCAGGAGCAAAUGCAUGUUUGCAAGGCAUUCUGUCACCAACCUACUACCCUAAUCCAGCCCUCAUUUCCUGUCCUAAGAAGUUGGGAAUAUUGUUACCCCUCUUAGAGUUUAAGAGCACAAAGCUUGGAUUUGAACCCUUUUGAACCCCACGAGCUUUGGCCACUCGCUGUGGAAACUACUGAGCCCUUAGAGGAUUGAGGCAGAAUCAGAAACCCUGCUCUGGGCCAGCUGGGCUGUAACUCUUGCUUCCUCAGGUCACCUGUCCACGUGCCACUCCUGAGCACUCGUCACACACGGGAACGUUCCCCCUCUGCAGCUCCAGGCAUCUUCUCCCAAGUUCUGGCUCUACAAGUGCAAAUCCCUGUUUUUCAUUCUCGGGAGCUGGAGACACAGCUGUGAAGUCCCAUUGGCCUGACCCUCAUCAACCCCAGGGAACCUGGACUUUCUAUGCCUUUGCCAAACCUGCUGAAAAUCUGCUCUCCGCACAACCUCACACAGUUUCACUCCAUCUGCCCACAGAAAGAUCUAGGGCGUGGCUAAAGCUGCAGGUCAGUCUUGGGUCAUUACAAACGGGCAAAGGGGGCUUGGCAUGGCGGUGCACUCCUGUAAUCCCAGCACUCGAAUGCUGAGACAAAAGGAUCACAAGUUUGAGCCCAGCUCAGGCAAGAUCCUGCGUCAAAAAUAAAAAAUAGCAAAGUAUGGGAUGUGGUUCACUUGGACGGCCCUGAGUUCAAUAUCUAGUACUGAAUAAAAUAAAUAAAUAAAUAAUAAAUAAAACAACUAAACAAAACCAAAGAGCAGUAGGGACAUUCAGGGGCCAAUUGACACUACAGAAAUCCCUGGACCUUAAAUACCUGUUCAAAUACAGCCCUGGAGGAGGCUGAGAGAUUCCACUUGGCUUCCACUUCUGGAGGCUGCUCUCUUCUGCACCUGCCUGCUGGGCGGUUUGUGGUGACUAAGACCCUUUGUGCCUUGCGGGGCACAGAGAUCGGCUUGGGGCUGGGGGCGUAGAAGAGUGGUGCAUUGGGCUCCUCGCGGGUGCUGGCCCUGGGUUCCAGCCUCAAUACCCAGACGGGUCCUUACCUCUUCCCCUCAGUCUGGGAAGCUGGCGAGCAUUGUUCUCCUGGUGGUGGGAAGACUUGCCCCACACCACCUGUGGGGAGAUGCCUGGAGCCGCACAGUCCUGAAAACUGAUGGGGGCCCCUCCAAGAAAGACCGAGGGGCUAAGAAUGAGCACAGGUGUUGGCAUUAGACAUGGCCCAGACUCAGAGGUCAGCUCUGCCAUUUUAUGGCUAGGUGACCCAGGCAGGUCAGAAUGUGCCUCAGUUCCCUCAGUUGUAAGGGAGGCAGCACAGCACACCUGUACUGCACCCUGAGUUCUGUGAGGAUUAAUGAUACACCCCUCAUAGCCUAACAAGCAGGAAGCCCGACCGGGGUAUCAAACAUGCCUGUUACGUGUGGGCCUGGGCUGUCACCUGCCGUUUUACUUCCUUCCCUCGUGUCUGUGAGACACCAUCAGCACUUCCCGACUGUAGUGCACAGCAGGUACUGCUCAUGUGCAUGAGGUAAUUUUGAAAUCUGACAUCCCAGGAAGAUGACAUGCACAUUGGCCCCACAUUACAUGAGGCAUACCUAAGCUCAAUAACCUGUUCCAGGUCAUGGCACGGCCCAAAUUAAGUGAGAUUUAGAGAUUUGGGGCUGUAAGAUGAUGAAGAUCUGAACCAUGAAAUGGUCAGGACACAACUCCAGGACAGUUUCGUGAGGAAACUUACGGCAAACCUCGGGGACCUGGCACCUCCUCUGCUGUGAUGGGCUGUGGUCUGGGCUCAGUACUAUUGGGAGGUGGUGCACAGCGAGGAGCCCUCCUCUUCUAGGUCCACCGGGACACUUUUCCUCCCGACCCGGUCCGGUCCAGAGGAUGCUGGGUUAAAGGGGUGCAGGUGGGUCAGGUGACCCUACGGCAGCCUGUCCCCGUCCCUUCCACGGCUGCCCCGUGCUAGGUCUGGUGCCUCUCAGUCCUUGUCGCCUCCCGUUCUCAGGCCACCUGUUAAGUGUCGAGCUGGCCUUUCCAGGCUGACCGCUAGGGCGGUCAGGGGCCAGGCUGUGGCCAAGCUACUGAGCGUCUCCGAGAGCCUUUCUAGUUUUAGGGUUUCAGUGUAUUUGUUUAUGCUUAAUUUUUUAUUCUACAGUAACCUCAAAUGUGCCUUAAAAUUGCAAAAAAGUAGUAUAAAGAACUCGUACUCUACUCAAUCUACAAGGAAUAUUUUGCCACGUUUCUUUUUUCAUUAGUUUCCUAUGUACACAUUACCUUUUUUCCAUUUAGGAGUAGUUUGGACACAUCGUAAAUUUUUACUAUUGAAUACUUCAGAGUCUAUUUCUCAAGAACAAGUGUCUUACAAAACCACAGAGCUGUUAUGAGAACCAGCAGGUUUAACAAUGUUACCGUGUUGUUUCUAGCUCUCAAAUCUUAUAGUCACCAGCUGUUUCAAUCACAUAGCAUUCAUAGCAGUCUGUUCUGAUUGAGGACCCAACCCAGGGUUACACAAGGCUUUUGCAGCCCGACUCCGUUUCUUCUUUAGUCUGAUCUGGUGCCCAUUCAUUUCUGUCAUUGUGACCUCUAGGUGCAAGUCACUCAUGCAGUCUGCAUGGGGUGCCCUGGGGGCAGGGAUGCCCUCAUGCCUGUGUCUCUGGAUUUCUCACACGAGUGUUCCUGUGUGCCCUGGGCAGCAGGGUGCCUCUGAGACCCCAAAAGCAGACUGUGGCUUACAUUUAGUGAGUGCUUUGAUCUUUCUGCCCUGGAUGAUGUGGGGGUGCACCUGCUGGACCACAGCAGUUAUAAAGCAACAGUGGCUUCGGGCACGGAGGAGUCAGAUCCUUCAGGCUCACGACCCUCCGUGUACUGGAAACUGACCUCAGAGUGGGCACCCAAGCUGGCACCCAGGUUAAGACCUGCCCAGGCCUUAGGGCAGUGAGAGGCACAGCCGGACUGUUGGGCGCUAGGGUGUGGGCGCCUGCUUGGCGUCGCACACCAUCUUUAAAGCCUCCCACUCAUGAAGGCAGUGUGAGGAGAGCAGGUUUGAGCAGAAGGAGACAUUCCUCAACCACGCAGUGACUCCCAGGUGGGUGCCCCACUCCCAGGAAGGAGCUUUCCCUCCAAAGGGAGAGCCUGAGGCAAAGUCUCCUCCAGCCGGACUUAGAUGCAGGCCAGUGCCGUUCAUAACCUAUGGUCUAAAGACAUGAGCCCUGGAUUUGUUGGAACAAACAGCUCCUGGCCUGAGGCUGGAUUUUUUAAAUUUUUUUGCGUGGAGGGGUUUAGAAGAUCCAGUAUUAAGUCACUGAACAGUUCGAAGUGCUGGGGUUUGAAUAGGGUUUGUCCCCCUGGAGCUCAGGUUGAAGAGGAGCUGAGCAGUGGUGGGGGCUUCAGGAGGUGAUUAGGUCAGUACGAGGGGCCCACACCUUUCUCCCUCGUUUCCCUUUCCAUUUUCCACUCUGAAGUGAAGCAGCACAGGGCCCCUACCAGAUGCAGCUUGUGAUCUUGGACUUUCCAGCUUCCUCACAUGUGAGCCAAAAUGAACCUCUUUUCUUUAUCGAUCAUCCAGCCCCAGGAACUCUGUUCCAGCAACACCAAGGUGAAUAAGACAGUUUCUGCCAGUGGGGACUCAAAUGUAAAUAGUGGUUGGGACUCGCCUUUGGUUUCAUUGAUUUUUCCGUGCCUCUGAGCUAUGGUUCUUAAUCUGGUGGCCACUAAACAGUCAGGAUUCUGAAUGAUCUGCAAAAAGGGUGGGCUCAGGCCAUCUUGAGUCCCCCUGGCUACCAUCUGGUCUAGGCUGUUGCAACUUCUAUAACUUCAGUGCUGGGGAGAGCAACCAACCCUCCCCAUGUGCUCAAAGCUGGGAGUUCCCAGGCCUCCCAGGCCUUGGUGCUAAAUCAGAAAUCCGAAGCAAAUGGGGAGGGAGGUGUCACCUGCUUGUGGGGCACAACAGGGAACAGGAGCAGACUGGGUGGAGGUGGAGGAAUAAUCACGGCCAACAUUCAUUUUGCUUAAGAAAUUUUUUCUCAGUGCUGGGGAAUUUAAGAAUUUAACAUGCAGGGCACACCUGUAAUUCCAGCUCCUGUAAUUCAAGACAAACCUGGGCUGUGUUGUGACAUCCUGUCUCAAAAAAAGAAAAAUUAAAUAAAGAAUUUAAUAAUAUUUGGAAGAAAUUUAAGGGGUAAAUGCUACAUUACCUCUAUUGCAUAGAAGGGUAAACUGGGAUCCAGAGAGGGUAAACUUGAUGGAGGUUAAUGGCAGUUAAUGCCCUCAGUUAAUGGCAGCUUGAGAUUAUGCGGCCCUACCCUAGAGGGAUUGUGUACAACUGUGGCAAAGUCCUGAAGCUGUGUUUAAAAUUAAUCCUCAGAGAUCAGAGGCAAAAGUCAGGAAAAGCUGUGUUUCCAUGGAUACCCACUCUUCUCCAACCCGGCUAGGUGCAAAUGCAGCCA